AUGAGUCAGCGGAUCCUGUGCUUCGUUCCACCGAUUGCGCCCAUUCGUUUCAUCCGAUGGAAACAUACUGCCAUCACCAACAGAGGAAAAGGUCUCGGGAACCUGCAUGAGGAAGUUAACAGACGGUUCACUCAGCGAAUACUGGAAAGAUUACAUCGAUGGGAUGGAGUGAAUGGAAACGAUUGGUUCAUGAUCUACCGAGAUAAUCAUCCCUCACGUUUUGUUCUACUUGUUACCAUAGCAGUACCUGUGAUCGGCUUCCUAACAUCAGAAAAUUGUAUAGCUGACGUCAAAGAUGGUCGACUAUUGGAUGCUUUUAAGGAUACUAAUAUAGUUCGACAGAUGGGAAUUCUUGUUGUACUUCCAAUGUUUUCUUUAUUGCUGGUGACAUAUCUGGCAUGGCACCUCAAUGCCAUUCGAAUUCAUCGUAUUUAUGUCAAUAAAAAAGAACAGAAAACAUUUAUCGCGGUCAUUUCCCAUUGUGGCAUAUUUACUCGAAAGAUACCUUUCACAAGACACAACAUUCGAAUACUGGAAAGUGCUGGUCAUCAGCUAUGGUCAUUUGUGAAAGGUUCUAUCAAAAUUAACAAACAUCGCUUUAUGCUUAACGAUGAAGGGUUCCGGGACAUCCAAUAUCGACAUUUGAUGUUGGGGCGAAAUACGAAAUCGCUUGCCACUGCCGAUAAGAUGACAUGCAUUUGCUAUUUGUUAAGGAACAAUGAUGAGGACUUAUAUUAUUAUCAUAAGGAUUCCUAUUCUUUCCAGAACCCGUGCUUCUCCGCUAUGCUGUUCGUAUAUGACGAAUCGCUUAAGGAAAGUGUUAAUGUUUCCAGUUAUCAUGCUAUUCCUGUUUAUUUGAUCGCUGCAACUUAUGAUAAUUUGGAUACUUUAGAUAUUUAUCGUCCAGCACAUGACUUCAUCAUUAACAUCGAUUUCAAUAUCAUAACGAAUAUCCACAUACUACACGAUUAA
Messenger RNA from Acanthocheilonema viteae, 972 nucleotides. The record is from the annotation of a GenBank genome assembly. NCBI's taxonomy places the organism in Eukaryota, Metazoa, Nematoda, Chromadorea, Rhabditida, Onchocercidae.